GUACGGAACGUGAUUUCAUAGUGGAUUGAUUGCCCAGCGAAUUUCGUAAAAUCUAAAAUUUGGUUUUUAAUUUGUAAAAUAAUUAGCGUUUAACAAAUUUAACUCUUUUUAUAAUAAAUAAAUCGAAAUGGCAAAGUGGGGUGAAGGUGAUCCACGUUGGAUUGUUGAAGAACGACCUGACGCAACGAAUGUCAACAAUUGGCAUUGGACUGAGAAAAACGCAACGCCAUGGUCCAAGGAGCGUUUGGCACAAUUAUUGAAAGGUCUCAAAAUUGAGAAGGAGGGUAUCGAAUGUGUUGUGGAUAAGAUUGAUGAUUGUAGUGGUGAGGCCACGGUUAACAAUCGCAAGGGGAAACUUAUAUUUUUCUAUGAAUGGAAAUUGGUACUUAAGUGGACGGGUAAAUUAUUGAAAAAUAGUAAACUAGAGCACAAAGGCAAAAUAACUAUUCCGAAUUUGUCGGAGGAGAACGACAUUGGUGACAUUGAGAUAACCAUUACAAUUGACGAAUCCAACGAUGAGUCGGAGAACUUGAAACAGUUCAUGUAUAAUAUUGGACGAGAUGUUAUUCGAAAACAGUUGGAGUUGUAUAUUAAAGAGUUAAAAGAAGAAUAUUCUAAAAAUUUGAUACUUCCAAAGAAGGGUGAAGAAAAUACCACCGUCACACCAAAGGCUAAGCAACCUGGAUCUAGUAUUUCAGCAGAAAAUAAUUUACUAAAUAAUGUAAAUUCAGUGAAAUCUAGUGAUAACACCAAUAACGUUGGCUGUAAGCUGGACGUGAAAACAUUGAAAAUAACUGAAGAGUUCAACUGUUGUGCAAACGAUUUAUACAAUGCGUUAACAAAAGAAGAAAUGUUAACAGCUUUCACACGUGCACCAGCUAAGUCAGAUGCUUCUCGUGGCGGCGAAUUCGUUUUGUACGGCGGCAAUGUGCGUGGAAAAUUUGAAGAGCUGGUACCAGAGAAAAGAAUAAUACAAUCUUGGAGACUUAAAAAUUGGCCUUCUGGACACUACUCUGAGGUUGUGAUAGAAUUAGAGGAAGCGAAAAACACCACCCAAAUGAAGCUUAAACAAACGGGCAUUCCUGCAUCCGAAUUUGAUGCAAUGCGCGCCAACUGGCAUCGAUAUUAUUGGCAAAGCAUUAAGCAAACUUUUGGCUUUGGAUUGUCUAUCUCAGAUAUAUGGUAAAGCUUGAGGGAUUUUUGUUUUUGUAAGGCGUUGCAGUUUUAUUGUAUCCUAAGUAGCAAAACAAUAACCUCAUGGCCCAUUAAAAUGGUUAAUAGCAAACAAAUACAUUGGGGAAAAAGCAGCAGCAGAAGUAGCAACAACAAACAACAAAUCACGAUAUCUCUUUUAGGCAAUUUAGUUAUGUUUUCACAUUUUAUUUAUAAAUGCUUUAGUGACUGCCAACUUGGCUGUGGCUAACAAGGUGGCCGUCUUGAUUUUUAUACAAACUAUAUUGAGAAGAAAAACUAAAUGCUUCAUUUCGAUAAAUAAACCGACUCAGAUAAAAAGUUAGAACAAAGUAUGAAUAUAGUGAUAUGUAUUUCGAAGAUUUCAGCAAAUGAAUUUAAACGUUUACUGUUUUCCGAUAUUGUGUCUAUGUAAUUCUUAAAUACGGAAAGUCGCAAAUAAACUAAAGAUUUGGUCACAGGA
Molecule: messenger RNA, 1654 nt
Organism: Rhagoletis pomonella (apple maggot)
Lineage: Eukaryota; Metazoa; Arthropoda; Insecta; Diptera; Tephritidae
Product: activator of 90 kDa heat shock protein ATPase homolog 1
Exons: 4
Coding region: 128-1186 (352 amino acids)
Biological process (GO): positive regulation of ATP-dependent activity; protein folding
Cellular component (GO): cytosol
Molecular function (GO): protein-folding chaperone binding; ATPase activator activity
Source: RefSeq, a predicted model, not a curated record